Tetranychus urticae (two-spotted spider mite) is the source of this 1098-nucleotide messenger RNA. NCBI's taxonomy places the organism in Eukaryota, Metazoa, Arthropoda, Arachnida, Trombidiformes, Tetranychidae. The record is from RefSeq and is a predicted model, not a curated record.
CAGUAGGCAAAAUACACUUGACACUUGUCGUUAUAGAUGAGUUCAUCAUAAUUCAGGCAUCUAUUUAAAAUUGGAUAGAUAAUGAUUUCUAGUUAGUUUAACAGAAAAUUUAGCAAAAUUGAACGUUCCAAGAUCCAAAAAAUUAUGGGUCUCUUCGGUAAAGAACCUCAAAAAACACCGAAAGAUCAGGUUAGAGAAUGGAGGUCAAAAUUAAGAAAAGAAACCAUGGCCCUUGACAGGCAGAUAAGAAAUAUUCAAAGAGAAGAAGCAAAAGUGAAAUUAUCUCUUAAAGAUGCAGCCAAAAAAGGUGAUAGAGACUCUUGUGUUGUUUUGGCUAAAGAAUUGGUUAGAUCGAGGAAAGCUAUUAACCGUAUAAAUGUAUCUAAAGCGCAAAUUAAUUCCGUCAUGCUAAAUAUGGAACAACAAUUAGCUAAUAUUAAGAUUGCUGGUGCAAUACAACGAUCAACUGAUUUAAUGAAGUGUAUGCAAAAUUUGGUCAAAGUUGGCGAAAUUUCCGCAACAAUGCAAGAAAUGAGCAGAGAAAUGAUGAAAGCUGGAAUAAUUGAAGAAAUGUUGGAAGAAACAAUCGACGAGGCCACUGGUAUCGAUGAUGAUGAUAUGGAAGAGGCAGUUCAAUCUGAGGUCGAGAAAAUCUUAUUUGAAGUAACUGCAGGUAAGCUUUUCAAAAUUAUCAACAUUACAUCGUAUUCUGAAACACCUUUUAUUUCAUUUCAAGGUGCAAUGGGCAAAGCUCCAGAAAUCUCAACUAAGGAACCGACCGCUAAACAAAGUACCAGUAAGGUCGUUGAAGAAAAGGAAGAAGAAGAUGAAGAAGAAAUUACCGAAAUGCAAAAAAGACUAGAAGCGUUGCGAAGUUAAUUUAUCGAGCUAUAUCUUCGCCAUAAAUGUGAUUGACUACUAAUGUUUAUUAUAUCCAAUUUUAAAAUAAACAUCAAUUGCUGAUGUUUAAGUUACAUAUUAUAAAAUAUCGAAUCUGAAUCAUCUUUAAAUUACACAUUAAUAACCUAAAUAAUCUUUUAUCUCAAUGAGAAAACAAAAAAUGAAUUAAACUACUUAUUUUGGAAUUUUUUCCCAUCA